CCAUACGAAGGUGAGGACUUCAAGCUCUCUCCGUCUUUCCGUAUAACAAUCAAUCAUCACGAAACUGUUACACACCGCUUGAUUUCUUCUUAAUCUUAGACGAUUUCUUGAUCUUUUCACUCACUGUUCAGAUCUGAGAGUGAUUUUGGUGAUUGGAGAAGGAGGAGGAGGAGGAGGAGAAGAAGAUGUUGACGAAGUUCGAGACGAAGAGUAAUAGAGUGAAGGGAUUGAGCUUCCACAAUAAGAGGCCAUGGAUCCUGUCGAGUCUUCACAGUGGCGUGAUCCAGCUCUGGGACUACCGAAUGGGGACUCUGAUUGAUAGAUUUGACGAGCACGACGGCCCUGUUCGUGGCCUCCAUUUUCACAAGUCUCAGCCGCUGUUUGUCUCUGGAGGGGAUGACUACCAGAUAAAAGUUUGGAAUUACAAAGAGCAUAGGUGUCUCUUCACCCUUUUUGGACACCUUGAUUACAUCCGCACUGUGCAAUUUCAUCAUGAGUAUCCAUGGAUUUUGAGUGCCAGUGAUGAUCAAACUAUUCGAAUUUGGAACUGGCAGUCACGCACAUGCAUUGCUGUGAUAACUGGUCACAAUCAUUAUGUUAUGUGUGCUUCAUUCCAUCCUAAAGAAGACCUUGUUGUCUCAGCCUCUCUUGAUCAGACUAUUCGUGUUUGGGAUAUUGGUGCCUUACGAAAGAAGUCUGUGUCCCCUGCAGAUGGGUUAGGUCAGAUGAACAAUGAUAUUUUUGGCAACAUUGAUGUUGUUACUAAAUAUGUAUUGGAAGGUCAUGAUCGAGGAGUCAACUGGGCUGCAUUUCAUCCUACACUGCCUUUGAUUGUAUCAGGAGCAGAUGAUCGCCAAGUGAAAUUAUGGCGGAUGAAUGAGACUAAGGCUUGGGAGGUGGACACGUUAAGAGGGCACAUGAAUAAUGUUUCAUGUGUUAUGUUCCAUGCCAAGCAGGACAUUAUUAUAUCCAAUUCUGAGGAUAAAAGUAUUCGGGUGUGGGAUGUGACAAAGCGAACUGGAAUUCAGACCUUCCGCCGAGAGCAUGACAGAUUCUGGGUUCUUACUACUCACCCAGAGAUGAAUCUUUUCGCAGCAGGUCAUGACAGUGGCAUGAUUGUCUUUAAGUUGGAGAGAGAAAGACCUGCUUUUGCAGUGAGUGGGGAUUCUCUAUUCUACUGCAAGGAUCGCUUUUUACGGUUUUAUGAGUUUUCCACUCAAAGAGAUACACAGGUGAUUGCAAUUCGACGUCCUGGUGCUACAAGCCUGAAUCAAAUUCCAAAGACCCUUUCUUAUAGUCCAACAGAAAAUGCUGUUCUAAUCUGCUCAGAUGUGGAUGGUGGAUCUUAUGAGUUGUAUGCCAUACCAAAAGACAGCAUCGGUAGGGGUGACAAUUUGCAAGAGGCAAGGAGAGGCCUUGGAAUCUCUGCUAUCUUUAUUGCUCGUAAUAGGUUUGCUGUGCUUGAUAAAAGCAACAACCAGGUACUAGUCAAGAAUCUAAAGAAUGAGGUUGUUAAAAAAAGUGGCCUACCUAUUCCUACAGAUGCAAUAUUCUAUGCUGGAACUGGUAACUUGCUGUGCCGGUCUGAGGAUAGAGUUGUUAUCUUUGAUCUCCAGCAAAGGCUUCUUUCUUUGCUUAGGAAGAGAUAUGACCAUGUUAUGAGCAUGAUAAGAAGCUCACAGCUCUGUGGUCAGGCAAUGAUUGCAUAUCUGCAACAGAAGGGGUUCCCUGAAGUUGCUCUUCAUUUUGUUAAAGACGAGAGAACUCGCUUUAAUUUGGCUCUGGAGAGUGGAAACAUUCAAAUCGCAGUUGCCUCUGCUAAGGAGAUUGAUGAGAAAGAUCACUGGUACAGGUUAGGCGUGGAAUCACUUCGCCAGGGCAAUUCAGGUAUAGUGGAAUAUGCCUACCAGAGGACAAAGAAUUUUGAGCGGUUAUCCUUCCUUUAUCUCAUAACUGGAAACAUGGAUAAGCUGUCAAAGAUGUUAAAAAUUGCUGAGGUUAAGAAUGAUGUGAUGGGUCAGUUUCAUAAUGCCUUGUAUCUUGGUGAUGUCCAAGAACGUGUCAAGAUCUUGGAGAAUGCUGGUCACUUACCUCUUGCUUAUAUUACAGCUUCUGUCCAUGGUUUACAAGAUGUUGCUGAACGUUUAGCAAUUGAAUUGGGGGAUAAUGUUCCUUCAUUGCCUGAGGGAAAAGUACCUGCUCUAUUGAUGGCCCCUAGCCCUGUUGUCUGUGGUGGUGAUUGGCCUCUUCUGCGUGUUGUGAAAGGUAUAUUUGAAGGUGGGCUGGACAGUGUUGGCAGGGGUAAUGUGGAUGAAGAGGAAGAGGGUGCUGAGGGUGAUUGGGGUGAAGAGCUUGAAAUGGUUGAUGCGGAUGGGUUACAGAAUGGCGAUGUUUCUGCAAUUUUGGAGGAUGGAGAAGAAGUUGAAGGAAAUGAAGAAGAGGGUGGAUGGGACCUUGAAGAUUUAGAUCUUCCUCCUGAGGCAGACACACCAAAGGUUUCUGUCAAUUCACAUGCUUCAAUUUUUGUGGCACCAACUCCAGGUCUGCCAGUAAGUCAGAUUUGGAUUCAGAGAUCAUCUCUUGCUGCUGAACAUGCAGCUGCUGGCAACUUUGAUACAGCAAUGCGGUUGCUGAGCAGGCAACUUGGCAUAAGAAACUUUGCUCCUUUGAAAUCUCUGUUUAUAGAUCUUCACAUUGGCAGCCACACAUAUCUUCGUGCAUUUUCAUCUGCUCCAGAGGUUUCCCUUGCUGUUGAACGUGGAUGGAAUGAAUCAACUAGUCCUAAUGUGAGAGGUCAUCCAGCACUUGUAUUCAAUUUCUCUCAAUUGGAAGAAAAGCUAAGGGCUGGUUACAAGGCCACAACUAGUGGGAAAUUCAGAGAUGCUGUGCAGCUCUUCCAUAGCAUUCUUCAUACCAUUCCAUUGAUUGUAGUGGAGUCAAGGAGGGAAGUUGAUGAAGUUAAAGAGUUGAUUAUUAUUGUCAAGGAGUACGUGCUUGGUCUUCAAUUGGAGAUUGCAAGGAAAGAAAUUAGAGAUGAUCCAAUACGCCAGCAGGAGCUUGCUGCUUACUUCACCCAUUGCAACCUUCAAAUGCCUCACUUAAGACUUGCUUUGCUAAAUGCAAUGACUGUCUGCUACAAGGCCAGGAAUCUGGCUACAGCAGCUAACUUCGCAAGGCGCCUACUAGAAACAAACCCAUCCAAUGAGAACCAAGCAAGGUCGGCCAGGCAAGUGCUGCAGGCUGCAGAGAAGAAUAUGACUGAUGCUGCUCAGCUGAACUAUGACUUCCGAAACCCAUUUGUGGUAUGUGGAGCAACUUAUGUGCCAAUUUACCGAGGACAGAAGGAUGUAUCCUGUCCAUACUGCAGCACCAAGUUUGUACCGGACCAGGCUGGGCAGUUGUGUGCAAUCUGUGAGCUUGCAGUGAUUGGGGCAGAUGCUUCAGGUUUGCUGUGUUCUCCUUCUCAGAUACGGUGAUUGAGUUGCUAAAAGUAGGAGCUUCUUUCAAAUCGAUCCAUCAUAUUUUUUGCAAAGAAGCAAUCUUAUCAAUUGAUUUAUACCAUAGGUGUAAGGUAAGAAGAUACUGAAGAUGAGAAAUUUAGUUGCUUGUUCCUUCUCUAUCUGCAUUACUCCUUUUAUUGCGUUCCCCUUAAUUGGGUCAUUAUGAUUUCAAUUUUAUAAACAGUUUGAGAAUUUCGAAUCGGCCCCUCUUAUCAUUUGUUAAAUUAGAUGAUGAUCAUAUUCAUAGCUAGCGUUCUAGCACUUAAAUGUC
Messenger RNA from Rubroshorea leprosula, 3771 nucleotides. The record is from the annotation of a GenBank genome assembly. NCBI's taxonomy places the organism in Eukaryota, Viridiplantae, Streptophyta, Magnoliopsida, Malvales, Dipterocarpaceae.